UAUGUUUAGCCACCUCCAGGGGAUGGUCUAAGUGCGUCAAUUCGCAUUUUGAAACAGUGACGCACUCAUGUCUAAUGCAGGUCUAAAGCCUUCAAUGAGUCUCUCAUAAUUGAAUUGACAUAAAAGUUAGCACAACUGAUUUUGAAUAAAUAUUAAUAACUCAAUACAAACAGUUGGGUUUACACAUUGUAAUUUCACUCAGCGUUGGCUCCUUGGCCAACGUGACGUCGCAGGAAAUAUACGUCACAGCCGAAGCGGGAAGCAGCGGGCUUGUUGGUGCAGCGGUUUGAUGAGCAGCAGACUUUCAUGUAUUAUUCAGCUAGCAAACAGCUAGCGGGCUAGCCAAAUAAGGAGCAACCGAAGACUAAACAUGCCGCGGGAAAUCAUAACGCUUCAACUGGGACAGUGUGGAAAUCAAAUCGGAUUUGAGUUUUGGAAGCAGUUGUGUGCAGAGCAUGGCAUCAGUCCAGAGGGGAUUGUUGAGGAGUUUGCAACAGAGGGGACCGACAGAAAAGACGUGUUCUUUUAUCAGGCUGAUGAUGAGCACUACAUCCCCCGAGCAGUCCUCCUGGAUCUUGAACCAAGAGUGAUCCACUCCAUCCUGAACUCACCUUACGCAAACCUGUACAACCCAGAGAACAUCUACCUGUCUGAGCAUGGUGGAGGUGCUGGGAAUAACUGGGCUAGUGGAUAUUCACAGGGCAAAAAAAUCCAAGAAGACAUUUUUGACAUCAUUGACCGGGAGGCAGAUGGCAGUGACAGUCUGGAGGGAUUUGUCCUGUGUCACUCCAUUGCUGGGGGGACGGGCUCUGGACUUGGAUCCUAUCUGCUGGAGAAACUCAAUGACAGGUACCCAAAGAAACUGGUGCAGACUUACUCCGUUUUCCCAAACCAGGAUGAGAUGAGUGACGUGGUCGUUCAGCCGUACAACUCGCUGCUCACUCUGAAGAGGCUCACACAAAAUGCAGACUGCGUGGUGGUGUUGGAUAACACGGCUCUAAAUCGCAUAGCCACAGACCGGCUGCAUAUCCAGAACCCCUCGUUCUCUCAGAUCAAUCAGCUGGUUUCGACCAUCAUGUCUGCAAGCACAACAACCCUGCGCUACCCGGGCUACAUGAACAACGACCUCAUCGGCCUGAUUGCAUCCCUCAUCCCUACACCUCGCCUCCACUUCCUCAUGACUGGGUACACACCACUCACUACUGACCAGGCGGUUGCUAGUGUGAGGAAAACCACAGUACUGGACGUGAUGAGGAGGCUCCUGCAACCUAAGAAUGUGAUGGUGUCGACAGGGAGAGAGAGGCAGCCGAGCCACUGCUACAUCGCCAUUCUUAACAUCAUUCAAGGAGAGGUUGACCCCACACAGGUGCACAAAAGCCUUCAAAGAAUCCGGGAGCGUAAACUCGCCAGCUUCAUUCCCUGGGGUCCGGCCAGCAUCCAGGUGGCUCUGUCCAGGAGGUCUCCAUACCUGUCCUCAGCACACAGAGUCAGCGGCUUAAUGAUGGCCAACCACACCAGCAUCUCUUCUCUGUUCGAGCGGACGUGCCGGCAGUACGAUAAACUGCGUAAGCGCGAAGCCUUCCUGGAGCAGUUCCGCAAAGAGGACAUAUUCAAGGACAACUUUGAUGAGCUGGACAACUCUCGCGAGGUGGUGCAGCAGCUGGUGGACGAGUACAGCGCAGCCACGCGGCCUGACUACAUCUCCUGGGGAACGCAGGAACAAUGAACUGACUUUAUAUCGUGCAUCUCUAAUAAAACCCUGUCUACGUACAUGCUUAGGUAGUGUAUUUUAACACAGUUUAUAUCUCCUGCAAAGUAUCCCCUCUUCCUUACAAGUGUCCCAAAUAGACCGGUAUCUGGCUAUAGCUGCUUCUUUGAAAAAACUAUUUAUUGGCGUGUUAUGGCAUAUAAUCGUUUCAUGUGACAUCUUGAAGAUAUUUGAAAUGAAACAAUCCUUACCUAAUUCUUUUCUGAAGUAAAGUCAGAACAAGAGAUCUUCUUCCCUGUAAGCCUUUUUGAAAAGAAGCCUUGUACAGACAACAUCUAUACCUGUUUCAUUCUUUGCUCCUACACCCAUCUUCCCUUCUUGUAGCUUAUUUUUUCACUGACGCAAAACAACCUGUUGCCUUGCCCUGGUUUAUUUUUAUAUUCAGUACAGUACUUGAGUUUUUGUCUGUUGUGUUACAGUAAGAAACAUCAACCAAAUCCUAAGUGAUCGCCUUGAAUAAUGGGAGCAGGUUCGACAGAGUAUGUUGCAUGGUGUUCAGUGCAGGUUCCUGCACUCCAAACCUUCCUGACAUGGUGCUUUGUUCUGUCUGCUGCUGACACACUUUGCUCUUCAGUUUCCACUGUACAUGACUAACAAGAAUGUCAAGUUGUAGUUGGGCUUGAGCCAAAAACGACAUUCAAACAGCAAUCAUACUGUAUAAACUGCUUUGACAUGACAGCUUUUGUCACCUACAGUAGAGAAAGUAACAGUUUUCACAGAUGAAGAAGGAUAGAUUUACUUCUAUCACUUCUUCUUUAUGCCUGUAAAUAGACUUAAAACAGCCGGUUCAAUGGCGUUGUCUGUAUUGUUAAAUGAAUAUACAGUCAUACAGUGCUUUUCUUGUUGGACCUGUUUAAAUGAUGAAUAAACAUGUUUUCUAUUAUUCUU
Molecule: messenger RNA, 2656 nt
Organism: Notolabrus celidotus (New Zealand spotty)
Lineage: Eukaryota; Metazoa; Chordata; Actinopteri; Labriformes; Labridae
Gene: tubg1
Product: tubulin, gamma 1
Exons: 11
Coding region: 371-1726 (451 amino acids)
Biological process (GO): mitotic spindle organization; microtubule nucleation; mitotic cell cycle
Cellular component (GO): gamma-tubulin complex; nucleus; centrosome
Molecular function (GO): GTP binding; structural constituent of cytoskeleton
Source: RefSeq, a predicted model, not a curated record